This is a messenger RNA of Catharus ustulatus (Swainson's thrush), 5062 nucleotides long. Its product is annotated as protocadherin beta-15-like. Gene Ontology annotation, cellular component: plasma membrane. The transcript has a single exon. Gene Ontology annotation, biological process: homophilic cell-cell adhesion. Bases 679 to 3123 code for a protein of 814 amino acids. The record is from RefSeq and is a predicted model, not a curated record. Gene Ontology annotation, molecular function: calcium ion binding. Lineage: Eukaryota; Metazoa; Chordata; Aves; Passeriformes; Turdidae.
CUAUGUUCCUUGACAGAAGCAAUGUUGGGUGGGUAGAGCUCCUGAGACUGAACAUACAGCCGGGACAGCGCUCAUUGGCACUCCUGUACUGUCACAUUCGCCCUGUCAAUGUGCGAUCUGUCGUGCCAGGCAAUGCAGCUUGGUCGUGGUGGGCUGGGCCUCCGCUUUCUUCAGGGCCGGGAACGGGCGCGUUGGGUUCUCGCCGCCGGGUGUGUCGAAAGGUUCGGAAUCGCGGGCCGGGGCGAGCGGCAGCGCGGGCUGCGGGCGGCGGCGGGUGCAGUCCCAGCGCGCACCGCUGGGUGGUGCCCUCGGCUAAGGCGGCGCCGAGCGACUGCGGCAGCGGAGGCGGCCGAGACCGGACCAGCCCAGCUCAGGAAAACCCUGCCCAGAAAAACCGAGCACAGCACAGCAGAGCAGAGCAGAAGCCAGCCAAGCAAAGCGCAGAGCAGCUCAGAGCAUCCCGGACUAUACCAGCAGAGCCGGCGGAGGUAACCCCGGCUGCUACUGCGGCACGAGCGCUGCCCCGUGUCACCCGCUGCCGGCACAGCCCGGCUCCGUUCCGCACCGCCGGCGGAAUCUCACCCAGCCAGGGAAGGCACCCGGCCCCCUCUUCGCCGCUUUCCGCAGAGAAUCGCCCGGCACAUCCCCGAGACCCAGCCCGGCCGCCGCCGCCGCGCCAUGGCGAUCGCAAGGCAAGUGCUUUGUCUCUCUGCUUUCCUGUCGCUGCCGCUCGCUCGCGCCGAGCCCAUCCGCUACUCCGUAGCCGAGGAGGCGGAAAGCGGCUCCCUGGUGGGCAAGCUGGCGGAGGACGCGGGGCUGACGCCGCCGCAGCUCUCGGCUCGCCGCGCCCGCCUGCUCUCGGAGGACGGCCGCCAGCAUUUGCGCUUAGAGCCCGGCUCCGGCCGCCUCCUCGUGGCGGGGAGGCUGGACCGGGAGCAGCUGUGCGCCCACUCCGACACCUGCAUGCUCCCUUUCGAGCUGCUGCUCUCUGACCCCCUGCAGUUCUUUCGGGUCGAGGUAGUUGUGGAUGAUAUCAAUGACCAUUCUCCUGUGUUCCCUGAGGAACGAGUCACUUUUGACAUCACGGAAAAGAGCGACCCCGGUACGCGUUUCCCUUUGGAAUGUGCUCGUGAUCUCGAUAUUGGCAGCAACACAGUCCAGGCGUACAGCAUCUCUCCCGAAAACGAGUACUUUAGUAUUUUCUAUGGAACUCGAAUUACAGGCAAGAAGUAUCUGGAACUGGUCUUGGAAAAGUCUCUAGACAGAGAGGAGCAGGCAGAGAUGAGUUUCAGUGUUAUUGCUGUGGAUGGGGGCUCUCCUUCCAGAAGUGGCACCACCCAAGUCCAAAUUAUCAUUCUAGAUGUGAAUGACAACGCUCCCGUGUUCACACAGGAGGAGUACACAGGGAAGGUUUUGGAGAACAUGCCAGAAGGCUCUGUGGUUCUGACUGUGCUGGCAACUGAUAAGGAUUCAGGAGUUAAUGGGGAAAUUUCCUACCAGAUAAGUCAGGCAGUGGGGCAGACCGACUCGGCAUUUGUGAUUGAUCCCAGAACUGGUGAAAUUAAAAUCACAAAACCUCUGGACUUUGAGGCAGUACAAACUCACGAACUCACUGUGAGGGCCAGAGAUGGUGGCGGACUCUCAGCAAUCUGCAAAGUGUUGGUGGACGUGGUGGAUGUGAAUGACAAUGCCCCAGAGCUGGCGGUCAGCUCCUUCAGCAGUCCCCUCCCCGAGAACACAGCGCCCGGCACCGUGGUUGCCCUGUUCACGGUCAGGGACCGCGAUUCCGGUGCCAACGGCAAGAUCUCCUGUGCCCUCGACGAUCAGCUCUUCUUCUCCCUGCGGCCAGCCUACAAGAAUUACUAUGAGCUGGUGACAGUGAGCGCGCUGGACCGCGAGCACACGGCCCAGUACGUGCUCAGGGUCACAGCAGCAGACGCGGGCUCCCCUCCUCUCACAAGCACGCACACCUUCACCGUGGACAUCUCGGACGUCAAUGACAACGCCCCCGUCUUCAACCAGACCUCGUACACCAUGUAUGUGCGGGAGAACAACGUGCCCUCGGUGUUGGUGGGGGCCGUGAGCGCUGCAGAUGCUGACGAGGGGCUCAAUGCCAAGGUGACCUAUUCGCUGGCGCCAGGGCCAGCGGCAGAGCGGCCCUCGUGCUCCUGCAUCUCGGUGAACUCGGAGAACGGGCACGUGUUUGUGCUGCGGCCCCUGGACUACGAGCGCCUGAAGCACACCGAGGUCACGGUCAGCGCCUCUGACGCGGGCUCUCCUCCCCUCCGAGCCAACGUCACCGUCCGCCUCGUGGUGCUGGACGAGAAUGACAAUGCCCCGCUCGUGCUCUACCCAGCCCAGGACAGCAGCCCAGCGUCCAGCGAGCUCGUGCCCGUGGCGGCCCAGGCGGGCUACCUCAUCACCAAAGUGGUGGCCGUCGAUGCCGACUCCGCCCAGAACUCGUGGCUCUCGUACCACCUGCUCAGGGCCACCGAGCCCGGCCUCUUCAGCGUGGCUGUGCAGAGCGGCGAGGUGCGUCUCAAGAGGCCGGUGACAGAGAGAGACAGCGUCAAGCACAAGCUCCUUGUGCUGGUCACAGACAACGGCAAGCCCCCACUGUCAGCCACCGCAGCUCUCAGCGCGCUCCUGCUCAAGGACUUCUCGGACGUGCGCCUCCCGCACAGCAGCCCGCCCGCAGACGAGCACGGCGACUCCCUGACCACCUCUUUAAUCAUCUCCUUGGUCUUUGUGUCACUCCUCUUCCUCGUCUCCAGCGCCGUCUUUGUCGCUCGCAAGGUGUGCAAGAGCAAGGAGCUGAAGGCUGCCCAUGUGCUUUACGGUGCCGACAACUUGCAGAGCGGCCUGGCCGAUGCAGCCGCUGCAGGGACCCUGCCCCGCGCCUAUUGCUACGAGAUCAGCCUCACCACGGGCUCGGCCAACAGCGAGUUCCAGUUCCUCAAGCCCAUCCUACCCAGCCUACCAGCACAGCCCUGCACCACAGGCCAGGGCCCCGAGCAACAGGAACAGCAUUUCCCCUGUGUCCCUGUCAGCACAGAGGACACGGCACCAGACAAUGCUGGGACUCUCUCUGCAGGACAGUUCAACGCUCUUUCCUUUAACUAGCACAGGAUCUCCACACACAGAUGUGCCAUGGCUCAUCGAAGGAUGUGAUCCUGGCUGCUGCAUACGGUGAUGGUUCUUCCUGCGUAAAUAUGUUCCCAAUUGGCGUAGCAAAUUUCUUGCUAGUUUUAAGUCUUGUUGACAUUUCUCUUUCACUCAAGAAAUACUAAGAAGAAGGGAAAGAUACUGCAAUUCUCUCCCUCAGUCAAUAGUCUGUUUCAGUCCGAUCAAAGCCAUUUCUCUUUGGUUUUAGUUAUGCACUCCCAUCUUUGCUCUUGUUUCUCUUGCUCUUACACCAGAUCUUUGAAUAUUUAUUCUUUGUUAUAAUUCAAUGUGACAGUUGAAUAGACAAAUCUCAAACUUGCUGAAAUGAUCUAAACCCUAUACACCAUCUGAGAAAAGUUAGUUUGAAUACUGUGUCAUGACGUUCUGUUAGCACAUAUCUUUGGGUUUUUUUUUUUUUUUCCCUGCGGUUCAGGAUGGCUUUCUCUGACAUGGGUGGAUUCUGAGUUUCAUUUUUUUUCUCAGUCUAUCUGUCUGUACGGCCCUUGUGCAUCUGCAGAUGCUUCACUGCUUUAGGCCAGAGAAACAGUGAAUUUGUUCAAUCCAACCAUUCUAAUGCUUGCAAUUCCAGCUCUGCACAGUCAAAGACGAUUUUGACCCCCUGAGUCUCGGGUCUCAUCUUCUUCCAGGCAGAGAGAAGCACGAAAAUGUACAAUGAAAUCUUCCUUUGUCCUCUCUGUGGCUUAGGUGUUCUAACCCUUAUGGUCUGGCUUUUAAAUACAGCAACAUCUGAUGUGUUAGGGUAGGCUAUAACUGCAGGGAGUCACAAAAACUUAUUCUUUUUUUUGUGUGUGUGUGUGUUUGUGUGUGUGCAUGAAAACCACACAUGCCUAUCAAAGAUAAUUCUCUGAAUUUAGAAUGAAGCAGAAAUAUAAAAGAGGACUUUGAGUUUCAUUUCCUCAUUCUUAUUUCUGAAUUCUGUCUUUUUCAUCUGACUAGAAAGUUGUCACAGCAGAAUUAUUUCUAUUUUUGUGAGAGUCUUCGGAUUCCUAUUUUUACCCUUUCUCCUUCUACCUUCUGAACUGUACUGAGCAUUGUACUGAGACUCCUCCUGUAGACAAGCACUGUCACCCCAUCUCUAAUAACUCGUUGUUUGAAUGAUGUCGGGGGAAAUGAAAUACUGGGAAAGACUCCCUCACGCUGUUUUGUUCAAACGUUAAACACUUUCGCGUUCUAAAUUGGUCUAAGUCUGGGUUUAGAAAUUCAAAAAUAGGUAGAACUGAAAUAAAGAGAAUACCUGUACUCUUUUAGUGCAAAUCGAUUUUUUUGUAGAGACCUUCUUUCUGAGUAAGCCCUCUCUACAAUUUUCCAAAUUCUGCGUGUUGAUUCCUCACAUUGUCGCCCACCACAUGCAAUGUUGAGUGGGUACAGCUCCUGAGUUUGGAGAUGCAGCCGGGAGAGUUCUUUGGCAUUCCUGUGCUGUCACAUUCACCCUGUCCAUGUGCGGUUUUUCGGGCCAGGCAAUACAGCUUGGUCGUGGUGGUCUGAGCCUCGGCUUUAGUCUGGGAUGGGAAAGGGCGCGUUGGGUUCUCGCCACCGAGUGUCUCGAAAGGUUCGGAAUCGCGGGUCAGGGCGAGCGGCAGCGCGGGCUGCGGGCGGCGGCGGGUGCAGUCCCAGCGCGCACCGCUGGGUGGUGCCCUCGGCUAAGGCGGCGCCGAGCGACUGCGGCAGCGGAGGCGGCCGAGCCCGGCCCAGCCCAGCUCAGAAAAAUCCAGCCCAGAAAAACCGAGCCCAGCACAGCAGAACCCAGCCCAGCACGGCAAAACACAGCAAGGCACAGAGCAGCGCAGUUGAGCGCAUCCCGGACUGUACCAGUGGAGCAGAGCGAGGGUGACGGCGGCUGCUGCGGCGAGCGCUCCCCGUGUCUCCCGCUACGGGC